AUGUCUGGUGAAGGAGACUUCGAAGUCGAAGUGCCCGAUGCCAGCGAAAUCAUUGAUGGACUGUUUGUGGGAACCGCAGAGGCUGGCAUUGAGGCCACCGUGGGCGCCAACUGCAGGCAGAUUCGAUACAUUCUGAACGUCGGUGGAUGCGUUACGCCUGCCAUGUUCGCAGCUGUGGCCGAAGCUUUGGCGAACGCGGAGAACGGAAAUGAUGAUGGCCGUGGAACAAAGACCCUAGCUUGGAACAAUGACCAGGUGUACACUCAAAAUGGCGUCGUAACGCUGGCAAUGCCGAUGGACGACUUCGGGAGGACACAACUGACCGAAGCCUUUCUGCAACGUUGCUUCGAUUUUAUUGCAGCCGGGCUGGAGGAGGGCCGUGUUUUGGUGCACUGCCGUUUGGGUGUGAACCGCAGCGUCACAGUGGCUGCAGCCUUUCUGAUGCGUCGCAAUCGCUUCAGCGCCGACCAGGCCCUGCAACUGCUGCGGGAGCGGCGCCCCGGGGCACAGCCGAACGAGGCCUACUGCGAGCAGCUCCGGCAGAUGCCACAGAGUUGGGAAGAUGGCCAGGUGGCUGAUGCAGAGUAUGAUGCCAUCGCUUUGGCCCCAUGA
Messenger RNA from Cladocopium goreaui, 612 nucleotides. NCBI's taxonomy places the organism in Eukaryota, Dinophyceae, Suessiales, Symbiodiniaceae. The record is from the annotation of a GenBank genome assembly.